CCCGAAGCGGGCCGAGCGAGGCCGGAGGGAGACCCGCCGCCGCGUGCAAGCCUGUUCCGCAGCACGCGGGGUCAUGGCGCGGCCGUGAGGCGGACGGGCCGCCGGCGGGGAACGGAGCCCGCAGUGCCAGCCGGUCCGAGAGGCCCGCCCCGGGCCCGGCCCGUGCAGCCCGCGGCCCAUGGUGCUGCCCACCUGCCCCAUGGCGGAGUUCGCGCUGCCGCGACACAGCGCGGUCAUGGAGCGCCUCCGCCGGCGCAUCGAACUGUGCCGGCGCCACCACAGCACCUGCGAGGCCCGCUACGAGGCCGUGUCGCCUGAGCGCCUGGAGCUCGAGCGCCAGCACACCUUCGCCCUGCACCAGCGCUGCAUCCAGGCCAAGGCCAAGCGCGCCGGCAAGCACCGGCAGCCGCCCGCUCCGGCCCCGCGCCUGGACGCCGCCGACGGCCCCGAACACGGUCGCCCGGUCGCGCAUCUUCAUGACACAGUGAAGAGGAAUCUGGAUAGUGCCACCUCCCCUCAGAAUGGUGAUCAACAGAAUGGCUAUGGGGACCUCUUUGGUGGACACAAGAAGACACGCCGGGAAGCCCCUCUGGGAGUUGCUGUCUCUUCCAAUGGCCUGCCUCCAGCAUCCCCCCUUGGACAGCCAGACAAGCCUGGUACUGAGGCCAUGCAAGCCAGUGGGAAGCACCUGCUGGGACUGGACCCCAUCAACAAGAAAUGUCUGCCAGACUCAAGCCUUCACCUGAAUGGAGGCAGCAACCCUAGUGAGUCAUUUUCUCUAAGCCUGAAUAAAGAACUGAAGCAGGAGCCUGUCGACGACCUGCCUUGCAUGAUUGCAGGGGCUGGAGGCUCCAUAUCUCAAAGCAACCUCAUGCCUGACCUCAACCUUAAUGAGCAGGAGUGGAAAGAGCUCAUUGAGGAGUUAAACAGGUCAGUGCCUGAUGAAGACAUGAAGGAUCUGUUCAAUGAGGACUUUGAAGAGAAGAAAGACCCAGAGUCUUCUGGUUCUGCCACACAGACACCUUUGACACAGGACAUUAAUAUUAAGACGGAAUUCUCUCCAGCAGCCUUUGAACAAGAACAGUUAGGCUCCCCACAGGUGAGAGCUGGGUCUGGAGGACAGACCUUUAUGGCACCUUCAUCUGGCCCUACAAGCACAGAUUCAGCUAGCCUAGGGGGCGCUCAGCCUCUGUUCCACACCUCUGGUCAACCUGGGGCAGACAAUCCCAGUCCCAGCCUGAUGUCUGCAUCAGCCCAGGUCCAGAAUGCACAAAGAGCCCUCUCCGGUGUGGUAUUGCCUAGCCAGGGCCCAGGAGGGGCCUCAGAGCUCUCUUCUGCCCACCAGCUCCAGCAGAUUGCAGCCAAGCAGAAGCGGGAACAGAUGCUCCAAAACUCACAGCAGGCCACCUCAGCGCCAGCCCCAGGCCAGAUGUCCACGUGGCAACAGACUGGCCCCUCUCACAGUCCCUUAAGUGUCCCUUAUCCCAUGGAGAAACCUGCUAGCCCUCCCAGCUACAAACAAGACUUCACCAACUCCAAACUACUUAUGAUGCCCAGUAUAAAUAAGAGCUCCCCUCGGCCGGGAGGCCCCUACCUUCAGCCCAGCCAUGUGAAUCUGCUGACACACCAGCCGCCAAGUAACUUGAAUCAGAGUUCUGUGCCUAACCAAGGGUCAGUGCUGGACUACGGCAAUACCAAGCCCCUUUCUCAUUUCAAAGCGGACUGUGGGCAAGGUGGCCCUGGGGUUAGCCAGAGCAAGACGACUCUCAUGGCUUAUCUUCCCCAGCAGCUGCCUCAUCUGAGCAACGAGCAGAACUCCUUGUUUCUGAUGAAAUCAAAGCCAGGAAGUAUGCCCUUCAGAUCACUGGUUCCACCUAGCCAGGAGCAGAGCCCUCCCAAUGUCCCUGUGCCAGCCCAGGCUGCCAGUGUGGGGACCCAGCCACCCACUGCAUCUGUGACCAGCACUCACAGCAACACCCCCUAUCUCAGCAGCCAGCAGCAGGCAGCUGUAAUGAAGCAGCACCAGCUGCUUUUGGACCAACAGAAACAGAGGGAGCAGCAGCAAAAGCAUUUGCAGCAACAGCAAUUCUUGCAAAGGCAGCAACACCUCCUGGCUGAGCAGGAAAAGCAGCAGUUUCAGCGCCAUCUGACCCGCCCACCACCCCAGUACCAAGACCCGACUCAGAGCACCUUCCCACAGCAGGUCGGACAGUUCACAGGGACUUCUACUGCUGUGCCUGGCAUGAACAACUUGGGUCCCUCUAACUCCAGCUGUCCUCGAGUGUUCUCUCAGCCUGGAAAUCUGAUGCCAAUGGGCCCUGGACACACUUCGGUUUCCUCUCUCCCUUCAAACUCAGGCCAGCAAGACCGGGGUGUGGCUCAGUUCUCUGGCUCCCAAAGCUUGUCGCAGAGCAGUCUAUACGGCAUGGCCUCCGGCAUAACCCAAAUAGUUGCCCAGCCCCCACCACAGGCCACCAAUGGACAUGCCCACCUUCCACGGCAGACCAGUGUGGGACAGAAAACCUCAGUUUCAGCUGCAUAUGGGCAGAACUCUCUGGGGAGCUCUGGCCUCCCCCAGCAGCACAAUAAGGGGACCCUGAACUCUGGUUUAACUAAACCACAGGUCUCAAGGGUGUCAGCAGCCAUGGGAGGACAGAAUCCUUCAUGGCAACAUCAGGGAAUGCCAAAUCUGAGUGGGCAAACCCCAGGGAACAACACUGUCAGCCCCUUCACUGCGGCAUCUGGUUUCCACAUGCAGCAAGCACACCUGAAAAUGCCUAGCCCACAGUUCUCCCAAGGGAUGCCCAGCAGGCCUUUGGCCCCCAUGAGCUCAACCACUGCAGUGGGGUCCAUGCUGCCCACUGUGAGUGCACAGCAGAGAACCAGUGCCCCCCCCCCAACACCUCCCCAGGGAGCCCCACAGCAGGGCUUACCAGGCCUGAGCCCAGCUGGACCUGAGCUGGGAGGCUUCAACCAGAGUCCCGCUCAACCUAUAGGAGGUCGAUCAGGGCUCCACUGCCCCCAGGCCUAUCCUGUGCGGACCUCGGGCCAGGAGUUGCCCUUUGCCUACAGUGGGCAGGCAGGCAGCAGCGGGCUGUCCAGCAUGACUGGAGACACCGACCUGAUUGACUCCCUGCUGAAGAACAGGACUUCAGAAGAGUGGAUGAAUGAUUUGGAUGAUCUUUUAGGGCCUCAGUAACAGGAGGAUUUGUUUUCAGUAUUCAUACAUCCUGUUUUUGUUCUCAGAUUCAAGAAAGAGCAACUUCUUUGGACCAAAAACCCACAACCUGGGGAGCUGGGUGGGUAGAGCCAGAGCCCCAGGGCUGAGGCUUGGCCCUGGCCAGGUCCUCAGGGCCCACCUUGAGCCAGCAGUUGUGGUCCGUCGGGCUGGUCCCAGCCCAUCUGCUGGCGUCUUUACCUGGUGCUGGAACAGCAGGACAGGCUUCUACAGGUGGUUUUCUAUCCAAGUGACCAAAAACCAGCAGUGACAACAACAAAACCCUAUCAUGUCAGGCUUACAGAAAUCUGUGUGGUCAUAUUGACUUAGUCCAAGAUGUCUCCACUUGCCCCAUGUCGGAGACAAAUACAUAGCAGAUCUGUUUGCAGUUUGUAGCAUAGAAAAAAUUAAAUUUUUAAAAAAGCUUUUAUAACAGGUUAGGAUAGGUGGUGGUUUAAAUUGACUAAGUGGAAUUGGAAACCUAGGGUUUCCUUCUGAUUGGGAGUCUUAUUCUUGCGUUGUCAGCUUUCAGGGGGAAGGGAGGGUCAUUGGAAAAUCAUUUCCGUAAGUGCAGGCUGUGACUGCAUGUGCCAAAAAGGAACAGGAUGCCAUGAGGUAGUUGAGCUGGUGACAGAUGUGGUCUUUCCAGAAGCUCCUUUGCCCAGAGUGCUGUGCUUCCGUAUUGGUGUUUACCAGCCUCUGGCCCCCAAGGACUCCUCCUCCCAUGUGACAGUGGAAGGAUCCCAGAUAGUCCCCCAGAUAAUGCUAAAACUGAGUAUUUGGGGUUCUUAUAUCUUCUUUUGUUAUAACUUCUACCUUCUGCAGUUUCCCUCAAAACUUGUAUUUAACCUAUUGAGAAGGUGAUCUUGCUGAAUUGUGCACAAAUGUCUCCUUUACCCUAGCAUCAUUUCCCAUGAGUACUUUUCCGCCUCCCCUUCUGACUCCUUGCCCCCAGCUCACCCAGAAAACUUCUUUAAGGCAACUGUGUAUUUGAUUGGACAGAGAAGAGGCAUUUAAAUUCCCUAGGGAACUGAAGCCUUGUCGGGAUGAGGUGUCUCCUCCCCAGAAGGCAGUGGUCUGGAGGAAGGAGAAAAACAGGUGUGCCCUGUUGGGUAGGGAAACUGCAGGCCAGGCCCAGAGGAAGGAAUUCCACUUUGUUUUACUACUUCUGCCACUCCCAGGUCAGAUGCCUUGCACUUUUUAGAGGAUUGCUUUAUAACACUAAUAAUGUCCUUUCUAAAGAAUCAAAUGGAUUUCUCUUUUAAGGUCUAUGAAUCAGUGGACUUGACUAAGCUGAGAGUCCACAAAGCAGAGUAUUAGGUGUGUACUGUUUGUGGAAGACGAAGGUGGAGAGCACUUUCGUGUAAUGUGAGCAAGAUGGUAAGCACGGGUGAGACCCUUCUACAUAGAGCGCUGGAGAGAAAGUAAGUACACUGAGGAGAGUGGCUUGUAUAGGCGGAGUGUUUUCAGGAGAAACCACAAUCCCAUUUCUGUUUUCCUGGACACUCAAAUCAUGAAAAGAAUGUCACACAAAAAGACUUGAGCUAUGGAGAAUAUUCACACAACCAGCCUGAGUAGCUUUGAUGGGAUGAGGGUCAUACACACAUGGGUAAUCAAUUUGCACCAGCAGUGCCUUUCAUGGGGGUACUUGCACCCUCAGAUCCUCUUCUCUAAUAGCCAUUUGCCACCACAGGUGGUAUUUGGGCCAUUUCCCCUUUAGAUGCCCUCCCUGCCUUUCCCAGAUGCCCAAUUUAGUCUCAAAGAAGGGAACGAAUCAUAAAGGCAGUGAAGACUCUACCACUGGGCUGAGUUCCCCAAUCUGAAGGGUAAGAAGGUGACUUGAGCAGGUUCUCUACCAAAAAUAGGGGGUUGAAGGCUGGUGAUGAGUCCUGUUCCUCUCCUGGUCGCCCUCUGGCCGCUGCUCACCUCUGUCCCUGGGCACGCCACCUACCCUCCUGGGGCGGCCCUGCCUUAGUCCUUGGCUGCCUAGAUGGACCGCACGCUCCUCACCUGCUGUGGGGUCAGAGCAAUAAAAUGUGAUGCUGGGGUCUUUCCAGGGAGCUGCCCGUGGCUUUAUUUAUGAACCUGUUUUGGGGGUGGUCAGGGGAGGAGCCAGCUCCCCUUCAAUGUAGAUCCCCAUUUUUCAGGAGCCAUGACUCAAAAAGGGUGCUCGGACUUUUGUUAUACAUAUUUGCUUUGUGUAAAUAAAUGUUUACAAUUUUAUAUUAAAGAUGGAAUAAGCGUUAGAGCUUCUGACUGUAUAUUUUUUACUUUUAUAGAUUUUAAAACUAUGAUCCUUUAUAUAUGUGUUUGGGGGGAGCUAUAAGUUUUAUGGCAAACAGUUGGUAUUGUUAACUUUUUAUUGUCAUCAAAAUACAUUAAAAAUCCUAUUAAUUCCCUUAUUCUUCUACUUCCUUUAA
Condylura cristata (star-nosed mole) is the source of this 5637-nucleotide messenger RNA. It is a transcript of the gene MAML1, whose product is annotated as mastermind-like 1 (Drosophila). The coding region runs from base 179 to 3199 and encodes 1006 amino acids. Gene Ontology annotation, molecular function: transcription coactivator activity. Gene Ontology annotation, biological process: Notch signaling pathway; positive regulation of transcription of Notch receptor target. The record is from RefSeq and is a predicted model, not a curated record. The transcript has 6 exons. Lineage: Eukaryota; Metazoa; Chordata; Mammalia; Eulipotyphla; Talpidae. Gene Ontology annotation, cellular component: nucleoplasm; nuclear speck.